Messenger RNA from Fukomys damarensis (Damara mole-rat), 3500 nucleotides. It is a transcript of the gene Qsox2, whose product is annotated as quiescin sulfhydryl oxidase 2. Gene Ontology annotation, cellular component: Golgi membrane. Gene Ontology annotation, molecular function: flavin-dependent sulfhydryl oxidase activity; protein disulfide isomerase activity. The record is from RefSeq and is a predicted model, not a curated record. NCBI's taxonomy places the organism in Eukaryota, Metazoa, Chordata, Mammalia, Rodentia, Bathyergidae. The transcript is spliced from 12 exons. The coding region runs from base 1 to 1845 and encodes 614 amino acids. Gene Ontology annotation, biological process: protein folding.
AUGGGGGGUGGAGCCGGUUCUGUGGCGGGGGAGGGUGCCUGGGUCACUGGGGAAGAGUUGCCUGCAGAGCCCGCGGGAUGGCAUGAGGCGGCUCUGCCCGGCUCGCUGCCAUCUGCCGUGCUAAUUGGAGGGAACUGGGCCGCCGCCAUCCGCGUUGCUGUGCUGGAUUGUGCAGAAGAAGAGAACCAGGAGGUGUGCCGCACCUAUGACAUCCACUUCUACCCCACCUUCCGGUAUUUUAAAGCGUUUACGAAGGAGUUUACAACGGGAGAAAACUUCAGAGGGCCCGACAGGGAGCUCCGCACGGUCAGGCACACCAUGAUCGACUUCCUGCAGAACCACACAGAUGGCAGCUGGCCACCAGCCUGCCCGGCCCUGGAUCCGACCCCGCCCAGGGACAUCCUCGCCCUCCUCGGCAGCCGCAGGGGCCAUUAUGUGGCUGUGCUGUUUGAAAGCAACAGCUCCUAUGUGGGACGAGAGGUGAUCUUGGACCUGAUUCCCUAUGAGAACAUCGUGGUAAGCAGAGUGCUGAACGGGGACAGGGCUGUGCUGGAGAAGCUCGGCGUGGCUGCGGUGCCUUCCUGCUACCUGAUCCACCCCAAUGGCUCCCAUGGGCUGAUUCAUGUUGCGAAGCCUCUCCGAUCCUUUUUUUCCUCUUAUUUGAAGUCAUUGCCACAUGUGAGGAAAAAAUCACUUUCCCUGCCCGAAAAGCCUAACAAAGAAGAAAGCCCAGAAGUUGUGGUUUGGAGAGAAUUUGACAGGGCCAAGCUGUACACAGCCGACCUGGAGUCGGGGCUGCACUACCUGCUGCGGGGGGAGCUGGCCGCCCAUAGGUCUCUGGCCGGAGCCGAGCUGAAGACCCUCCGGGACUUCGUGACGAUCGUCGCCAAGCUGUUUCCUGGCCGGCCACCCGUCAGGAAGCUCCUGGUGACGCUGCAGGAGUGGCUGGCCACCCUCCCUCUGGACAGGAUCCCCUACAAUGCUGUCCUGGACCUGGUCAACAACAAAAUGCGGAUUUCCGGAAUCUUCCUCCCCAGCCGAGUGAGGUGGGUGGGGUGUCAAGGAAGCCGCCCCGAGCUGAGGGGCUACCCGUGCUCCCUCUGGAAGCUCUUCCACACCCUGACGGUCCAGGCCUCCACCCAGCCGGAUGCGCUGGCCGGCACAGGGUUUGAGGAGGACCCGCAGGCCGUGCUACAGUCCAUGCGCAGCUACAUGCGGACCUUUUUUGGCUGCCGGGAGUGCGGCCAGCACUUCGAGGAGAUGGCCGCGGAGUCCCUGGACACUGUGAAGACUGCGGACCAGGCUGUGCUCUGGCUCUGGAGGAGGCACAAUGCCGUGAACAGCCGCCUGGCAGGCCAACUGAGCGAGGACCCCAAGUUCCCAAAGGUUCCAUGGCCCACCCCAGACCUCUGCCCCGCCUGCCAUGAGGAGAUCAAGGGCCUGGACAGCUGGCAGGAGGGCCAAGUGCUGGCAUUCCUGAAGCAGCACUACGGCAGCAGCAACCUGAUAGACACGUACUCGGUGGACCUGGGGGACACCGGGGAUGGCAGAGGGGAACAGGACGCAUCAAGCCUCCGGCUGCCCCAGGAGCCGGGCCUCAGGACUGGCCUCUCUGGGAGCCCACACUACCGGCUGGACGCACGAGCCCAGAGUCCCCGGGGCCCCCGGGUGCGUGAGGAGGCCGAGGCAGCUGCGCCUUUCCUGGGCAUCGGCUUCUCCAGCCUGGACAUGAGCCUCUGUGUGGUGCUGUACGUGGCCUCCUCCCUGUUCCUGAUGCUCAUGUAUUUCUUCUUCCGUGUGCGGUCCAAGCGGUGGAAAGUUCGGCUCUACCACCCUGCCGUGUAGUGCCCUCCUGCCAGGGGCCAGGGCUGCGGGCGGCAGAGGAGCCUGGACCACCCUGCUCACCUCCCCGCACCCCUGCAGCUUUAAUGUUCAUGAUCAGGGAUUGGGCCUGGACCCGCCAUGUGGCCUGCUGUGUCCUAUGGCAACGCUGUCUCUGGCACCUGUCCGUGGCCCCUGUGCUCCACGCCCCAGCCUUCUGCGCAUCCCUUGUGAGGAAGGGAGGAACAGAGAGACCCACUGGCGCUCCACUGAGACUCCUUCAGGGCUGGCUUUGUGCUCGGAAAGUCCCUGGAGGUGGCUGUGUGGCAACAUGGCAGAACCGCAGCACAGUGGCCUUUUCUGGUGCCUCAAAGCAGAUGCAAUGCAGACCUGGCUUUGCCAUCGAUGCCUUGCGCUGCUUGGCUGUUCCUGCAUGAGCUGUGGCCGUGGGCACUCAGGUGCAGAGGCAGAGGAGGCCUGUAGGACCCGGGAGUUUUGUGGCUUUGCUUUCUCUCAGAAUUGACCCCAGGGCUGUGGACAGAAAACUUGGGCUUGGAAGAGCCAGGGGGGUGGCAUUGCCUUGUUUAUCUGGUGGCAGAGGCAUGAGGGCCACCCCAGUGUGGCUGACAGGGUCUGUGUGGGCACAGUCCCCAGGAGACCUGCAGGGCACCCCCUUUGUGUUCUGGGUUCCUCCUCCAUCCUGAGCCCCAGGAGGCCCCAGCAGGGGAGAAGGUCCCCCCAGGCCGGCCUCCAUGCGGACUCUUUGACCCCUAAUAGUUUGAACACGUUUGUGAAACCCAGAGCAACUCAUUGGUAAGUUUGCCUCUGCAAUUGCUUCUCGGCCUUUUGGCUAAGAUCAAGUGAAGUUUGCCUCUGCAGACUUCCACAGAGCAAAACACACAUUCCCAGGACUCCUGUUGGACCUUCUGUGCCCGUGGCUUGUCCCACAAGCUUCCUUGGGGGGGUUAGUGGGUUACACGCAAACGCAUGCCCGCCUGUGUGCACCUGCGCACGUGUGUGACCAGGACAGUUGUAAAUAUUUCUCCACUGUCUGUUUUAUAUUUUACUUCCAUAUUUCCUAAAGACGGUCACGUGGGUGUCGUUAAGCGCCUGUAACACUGCUGUCCUUGCUGCUGCGUGAGACACAUGGACAGCUGUCGCUGGCCUGGCCUCCCCAAUAGCCAGGGGGAAGCAGGAGGAGGAGGAGCAGGGAGCUGCUGCCCAGGGCGAGGGCGAGGGGCCUGGCUGCUGCCUACUUGCUUCCUGUUUGAUGCUCUCUAAUCCCUAGGGCCCUUUGUUGUGGACUGCUGUUUUGUGCCCGGGUUACUGAAGGCAGCGAGCCCCACAGGCAGUGAGCCGCCCCGGCAGAUGAGUCUUUCCCAGGGAAGUGGGUUCUUGCGCCCCGCGGGGCUGACCUUGCAGUUGGGGGCACCCCUCCCAGGGCUCACUGUGGGCAGGGCAGGGUCUGGCCCAGUCCCCUGUACCUCUCCUGGGCUCACACAAGGUGUUUCCUGAAGUUUUAAGUAUUGUGAGACUAAUGAUAUAAUAGUUCGGUAAUUUAAAUGUUUAUUUAUUUUUAAUGCAAAGAUUUUGAUUAAAAAGCCAAUUGACAUGGAAAUGUUAGUGAAAUUUCUUACCUGCAAAGAAAGUGGACAUUUUGUAUUUAAGUAAACUAUAAU